This is a messenger RNA of Loa loa (African eye worm), 1689 nucleotides long. RefSeq lists its product as hypothetical. The record is from RefSeq and is a predicted model, not a curated record. Gene Ontology annotation, molecular function: glutaminyl-tRNA synthase (glutamine-hydrolyzing) activity. Gene Ontology annotation, biological process: glutaminyl-tRNAGln biosynthesis via transamidation; mitochondrial translation. NCBI's taxonomy places the organism in Eukaryota, Metazoa, Nematoda, Chromadorea, Rhabditida, Onchocercidae. The coding region runs from base 15 to 1523 and encodes 502 amino acids. The transcript is spliced from 10 exons.
AUGUUGUAGUGCGGAUGAGGCUAUGGAAUAAAUUGUUUUCCGUUCCUCGAGAAGCUGCAAUGAAAUAUCGACCACUCAUUGGUUUAGAAAUACAUGCUCAGAUAAUAACCAGAACGAAGUUGUUCUCAGCGGCAGCAUUUGAUGAUGACGCCCAUGCAAAUUCAUCUGUAGCACUGUUCGAUAUGGCAAUUCCUGGUACUCUUCCUGUCCUUAACAAAACUGCCCUAAUGAAGGGUAUAACAGCGGGUUUGCUGUUAAACUGUACGAUACCGGAAAGAUGUCAGUUUGUACGCAAACAUUAUUUCUAUGCAGACAUGCCGGCUGGUUACCAGAUCACUCAGCAAGACCAUCCUAUUGCUCAUUCUGGUUUCUUUGAAUUUUACGUCCACUGUAAUGAUGAGUCAUUUGUCCCGUAUAAAAAGCGUGUGGAUAUUCUAAGAAUUCAACUGGAACAUGACAGUGGCCGUACAAUUCACGAUUUCAGUAACAAUCGCUCAUUGAUCGAUCUCAACCGAGCCGGAGUUGGAUUAUUAGAAAUAGUGACCUCGCCAUCUAUGAAUUCCGCAUUAGAAGCUUACUGUUUCACUCAACAGCUACGUCUAACUCUCAUGGAAAAUAGUUUGUGCGGAGGAGAAAUGCAAAAGGCUCAAUUUCGAGUGGAUGUCAAUAUUUCACUUGGCAAAAAUAAUAGCGAUGAUAGAAGUGUUCGGACGGAGAUUAAAAAUUUAAAUAGUUUACGCAUGGUGCGUACAGUUGUCAACAGCGAAAUAGAUCGGCAGUACGAAAUUCUAAAAGCUGGAGGCACAGUACUGAAUGAAACACUCACUGUUGACCGCGAUGGCCAUACGAUAGCAAUGAGAGAAAAAGAAAUUGAGACGGAUUACCGUUUUAUGCCAGAACCCAACCUUCCUCCUGUACACAUUAAACGAGAAUGGAUAGAGAAUUGUCGUUCAAUGCUAUCGAAACCGCGCUAUUUGAAGAACAUAGAAGAAUAUGGCAUGGAGCCGGAAGUUGCAUUGCAAAUUGCUAAUCAAAAAACCCUGGCAGCAUUUGUUGAAAUGGUUUUAAAUACAUGUAAUGAUGCUACAAUGGCUUCAGUAUUUGUUGAAUGGACUUAUCUGUUGCAAACAAUUUGUCGUAACUGCAACAAAAGAUUCCCCUCAUCACGAACGGUUUUUGUAAAUCAUUUCGUGGAAGUGGUACAUCUUUAUCACACUAAACGGUUAACCAGGCUAACAACUUUUGAUCUAUUACGAAGAUAUGUAGAAACGGAGUUAGACAAAUCGGCAACUGAGAUUAUAAAUAACGAAAAUUUAUGGCGAGUACAAGACAAAGAUGAAAUCAUGCAAAUUGUGGAGAAGGUUGUUCGUGAAAAUGACAAACUUGUCAUAAAAAUACAGAAAAGUGGAGCGAAAAGACAUAUCACUAAAUUGCGAACAGCUGUACUUAAUGAAUGUAAUCGACGAAUUGAAGCUGAUGAAAUAAGUGAAAUAAUUAGACAAAAGCUUUUACCAGGAAGCUAACGGCGCACUGAAAUGUUUCGUAAUUGGUGACUUUUGUGCUGAUUUAUGCCAAAUUGUGACCACAAAAAGGAGUUUUCGUACCCUUGGCAUGUAACUUAUUGCGUACUGAAAUACAAAUGAGUCCAGUAUCUCAGGACUGAAUCAUCUUAUAAAUCAACAUCUUGAC